Cinclus cinclus is the source of this 4008-nucleotide messenger RNA. It is a transcript of the gene DSEL, whose product is annotated as dermatan sulfate epimerase like. The record is from RefSeq and is a predicted model, not a curated record. Bases 361 to 4008 code for a protein of 1215 amino acids. Gene Ontology annotation, molecular function: chondroitin-glucuronate 5-epimerase activity; sulfotransferase activity. The transcript has a single exon. Lineage: Eukaryota; Metazoa; Chordata; Aves; Passeriformes; Cinclidae.
GUGUUUCAGUCUGUUACUGUGCAGUCGACCUGUGCUUAAUAUGCAUAUCUUAGAGAUUUUACUUUUUUCCCUGAUUUUUGCAUUUAUGUUUGUAGUGUUGUAUUUGAGAAAAGUGUGAACAGACAAGGCACCUGAGAUUUAACUUUUCUAGAGCCUUGUCAUUUCAGUGUUGUAUCUCAGAUUACAAGUAGCCUUUGUUGUAAUGCACAGUAUACAGUAAGUAUUUUCUCAUAAAAAUAUGCUUUAAGAUUUUUUUUUUGUUUUUGUUUUGUUUUUUAACAAACUGGAUGAAAGUUUGAUAUUUGAACAUCAUUUUGUGAAGAAAUGUAUGGCUGUGGAAGAAGAGCUGCCUAAUGGAUCAUGGCUCUGAUGUUCACUGGGCAUACUCUGUUUCUAGCAUUAAUGGUGUUUGAUGUCUUCACUUUCGAAGAAUCUGUAAGCAAUUACUCUGAUUGGGUGACUUUUAUAGAAAAUGUAGAUCAAUAUGAGAAACAGCAACUUGAGGGUCUUAGUGCUGAGCAGCAGCUGAAAAGAACAGUUCUUCAUCCAAGCUUGUAUUUCGACACUCAUGAUGUUCAGGCACUGAGGCAGAAGGCUCGUACAAGCCAUUUGCAUCUCUUCAGAGCCAUCAAAAGUGCCGUGAUGGUUAUGCUGUCCAACCCUUUGUACUACCUACCUCCACCCAAGCACACUGAUUUUGCGGCCAAGUGGAAUGAGAUUUAUGGUAACAACCUGCCACCUCUAGCGUUCUACUGUUUGCUGUGCCCCGAAGAUAAAGCUGCAUUUGAUUUUGCCCUAGAAUAUAUGGAUAGAAUGGCUGGUUACAAAAACUGGUUGGUUGAGAAUGCACCUGGAGAUGAAGUGCCGCUUGGUCACUCCCUAACAGGAUUUGCCACUGCUUUUGACUUCUUGUAUAAUUCACUGGAAAACGAGAGAAGGCAAAAAUACCUGGAGAAGAUACAGUCUGUAAGCGAGGAAAUGUAUGAGUACUCCAAGGUUCGUUCCUGGGGAAAGCAGCUUCUCCAUAAUCACCAAGCAACCAAUAUGCUUGCUUUGCUUAUUGGGGCUUUAGUUGCCGGAGUGGACAAAGGAUCUCAGGCAAAUGUUUGGAAACACACUGUUGUUGAUGUGAUGGAGAAAACUAUGUUUCUCCUCAAUCAUAUUGUAGAUGGGUCUCUGGAUGAAGGAGUAGCUUAUGGGAGUUACACGGCCAAGUCAAUAACCCAGUAUGUUUUCCUGGCCCAGCGCCACUUUGGUAUUAACAACUUUGAGAAUAACUGGCUGAAAAUGCACUUUUGGUUUUACUAUGCCACCCUAUUGCCAGGCUUCCAGAGGACUGUGGGUGUUGCAGAUUCUAAUUACAACUGGUUUUAUGGUCCUGAGAGCCAACUGGUUUUCUUGGAUAAGUUCAUCAUGAAGAAUGGAGCUGGUAACUGGCUGGCACAGCAGAUUAGAAAACACAGAGCCAAGGAUGGGCCAAUGGUGCCAUCCACUGCGCAGAGGUGGAGCACAUUACAUACUGAAUUUAUAUGGUACGCUGCUGAAAUCACUCCUCAGCCACCUCCUGACUAUGGUACUGCUAAAAUGCAUGUGUUUCCUAACUGGGGAGUUGUUACUUAUGGGGCUGGAUUGCCGAACAGUCAGACAAACACCUUUGUAUCCUUCAAGUCUGGGAAACUUGGCGGACGUGCUGUCUAUGAUAUUGUUCACUUUCAACCCUAUAGAUGGAUUGAUGGGUGGAGAAGUUUCAAUCCGGGGCAUGAACAUCCUGAUCAGAACUCCUUCACUUUUGCUCCCAAUGGACAGGUGUUUGUGUCUGAGGCUCUUUAUGGACCUAAACUCAGCCACCUGAACAAUGUCUUGGUGUUUGCUCCAUCUCCUACAAGCCAGUGCAACCAGCCUUGGGAAGGACAGCUUGGUGAGUGUGCCCAGUGGCUGAAGUGGAUUGGUGAUGAGGUUGGAGACUCAACUGGAGAAAUUAUAACAGCCUCCCAGACUGGUGACAUGAUGUUUGUGAGUGGUGAGGCAGUAUCUGCUUACACAUCAGCAAUGAAACUGAAAAGUGUGUAUCGCAUUUUGCUGCUCUUAAAUUCUCAGACAUUGUUAGUAGUUGACCAUAUCGAGAAGGAGGAAGACUCUCCUGUUAAUUCAGUCAGUGCCUUUUUUCAUAAUCUUGACAUUGAUUUUAAAUACAUACCCUAUAAGUUUAAGAACAAGUACAAUGGAGCAAUGAUGGAUGUGUGGGAUGCCCACUACAAGAUGUUUUGGUUUGAUCAUCGUGGGAGUAGUCCUGUUGCUAGGAUACAGGAGGCUGAACAAGCUGCUGAAUUCAAAAAGCGAUGGACUCAGUUUGUAAAUGUUACCUUUCCAAUGAAAAACACACUUACAAGGAUUGUUUACCUUUUCUAUGGGCCGUAUGUCAAUGUUUCUAACUGUAGACUCCUGGAUAAUGCAAAAUCUGGGUUUCAGAUUUCUCUCAGUGUCAACAACACUGAAAAUACCAUCUCUGUUGUGACUGAGUAUCAAAAUCUAAAGGCAAGGUUUGAUUACUUGGGAUUUUGUGGUUUUGCUAAAGUAGUUCAUGAAAAUAAAGUGACCAAGUUCGGCUUCGGUACUGAAUCUGUGAAAGAAGAUAUGAAAAAUAAUAGGGUAGUUUUCCCAUUUGGAUUCAAAGUGAACAUAAUUGCAGGGCUAAUUUUGGGUGUCAGUUUGGUCAUACUGGCUUUUCAGUGGCGGUUUUACGUAUCCUUCGGUAAAAUGUUGCGUUGGAUCCUGAUACUGGUUGUCACACUGUGGUUAAUUGAAUUGGUGGAUGUGUGGAGCAUGUGUACUCAGCCCAUCUGUGCAAAGUGGAGCAGUGACAUGACAAGGCCAGAGCAUGAUAAAGGCAAUAAAGCCAAACAAUUAGAAGGAAACCCCAUUGUUUUGCCAGAUGUUAUCAUUACCUCGCUUCCCACUUCUGGAGCAGAAAUUUUAAAACAGCUGUUUUUCAAUACCAGUGACUUUUUAUACAUCAGGAUACCUACACCCUAUCUUGAAAUUCCUGAGACUGAAUUUGAAAUUGAUUCCUUUGUAGAUCCAUGUGAGUGGAAGGUUUCUGAUGUCCAGAAUGGUAAUUUUCGUCUUAUCCAAGGGUGGCUCCAGUCUCUAGUUCGAGACACGAAGUUGCAUUUACAAAACAUUCAUUUGUAUGAAGCUAGCAGAAGUAAAACUGCUCAGUAUUCUGCACUAAGCAAAGACAAAAAGAAAAGGUCCAAAAAGAGAGAAUCCCUGUCAGAACAAAGAAGUAGGGCAAGAGGGAGUCAGGAAAAAGAUGCUGAAUAUAUUAGGGAACUGAGAAGACAUCUUAUCUAUUAUCCCAAUGCACGACCUGUGCUUAGUUUAAGCAGUGGGAGCUGGACAUUAAAGCUUCCCUUCUUUCAGGAAAUCUUAGGAUCGUCUAUGAGAGCAUUAUAUGUAGUGAGGGACCCAAGGGCAUGGGUGUAUUCAAUGUUGUACAAAAACAAGCCAAGCCUUUACUCCUUGAAAAAUAUUCCACAACGCUUGGCUGCAAUGUUUAAGGGGGAGAAUGGUAAAGAAAAGUGUUUGAAUGAAGGCUAUGCCUCUGAGUUUGAAUCACUAAGAAGAGAAAUUUCAAAUUCUAAUUCAAAUGCUAUUUCUGUGUUGUCUUAUUUAUGGCUAGCAAACACAGCAGCAGCAAUGAGAAUAAACAGGGACUUGCUGCCAACAAAUUAUCAGCUGGUAAAGUUUGAAGAUAUUGUGAGCUUUCCUCAGAAGACGGCUGAAACCAUUUUUGCCUUUCUUGGUAUUCCUCUUCCUCCUGCUAGCUUAAACCAAAUAUUAUUUGCCACUUCCACCAGUCUUUUCUAUCUUCCUUAUGAAGGGGAAAUUUCAUCAAGUAGCAUUCAUGCCUGGAAACAAAACAUGCCCCAUGAAGAGAUUAGACAGAUUGAAGGUAUCUGUUGUUCACUGAUGGACCACUUAGGAUACCCAAAGUUUAUAGAAUAA